Molecule: messenger RNA, 546 nt
Organism: Cladophialophora yegresii CBS 114405
Lineage: Eukaryota; Fungi; Ascomycota; Eurotiomycetes; Chaetothyriales; Herpotrichiellaceae
Product: NADH dehydrogenase (ubiquinone) Fe-S protein 4
Exons: 2
Coding region: 1-546 (181 amino acids)
Biological process (GO): electron transport chain
Source: RefSeq, a predicted model, not a curated record
AUGAAGAUGACGGAAGACCAGGCCUCCAUGGUCGCCGUCGAUCACAAGCCUGGCCCGGCCGUCCAGAAAUACCACCCGGACCACCAGCCCGAUUAUACCGCCAACGUCGACCACGGCACGUCGGCGUACUCGCCCGUCCCGCGGAGGGUCAUGGAUGGCAGUGAGCCCGGCCAUUUCACGCCUGCGGCUGUGGUGUCGGGCGCGCCCGUGGACUUGCAAGCCCGAACAGUCAGAAUCUACAAACCCGUCCGGCCGGCCACGCAGUCUGGGAGCUGGGGAUCCCAUGCGUGGCGCAUGGAUUGGGACGUGCUCGGCAAGGGCCAUCGCUGGGAGAAUCCGUUGAUGGGAUGGCAGUCGUCGGCAGAUUUCAUGCAAGGGACGAAAAUCAAUUUCAUGUCCAAGGAGGACGCUAUUGCGUUUGCGGAGAAACAGGGCUAUGAGUGGUACGUGCAGGAGCCGCAGGAGAGGAGGGUGGUCCCCAAGGCGUAUGCGAACAAUUUCUUGCAUGAGGGCGGGCCGAGAUUGAAGCAUAUCAAGACGAAGUAG